Molecule: messenger RNA, 2799 nt
Organism: Beta vulgaris subsp. vulgaris (sugar beet)
Lineage: Eukaryota; Viridiplantae; Streptophyta; Magnoliopsida; Caryophyllales; Amaranthaceae
Product: F-box/kelch-repeat protein At3g23880
Exons: 2
Coding region: 177-1379 (400 amino acids)
Molecular function (GO): protein binding
Source: RefSeq, a predicted model, not a curated record
UUCGAAUUUAAUCAUACAUCAAUUUUCCAGCUCAUUAGUCUUGACUGAGUCAACUCAUAUCUCCAACAUUCAACUCGACAUUGGUUUUUUUCUCCUCUGUAUUAUCCAAUCUUCUUGUAUUUUCUAGCUCCUCUUUAAUCAUACUCUUCUUCGCUAAACAGUACUAAUUCAUAAUCAUGCCAUCAUCAUCAUCAUCAUCAUCAUCAUCAUCAUCAAUUUCAAUGAAAAUAAUCCGAGCUCUAAAUCUCUUCCGAAAUAAGACAAAAUCAAGAAAUGAUCAUGCUAAUGACAACGUUUUGUUGCAAACUAUUACACCAACUCUUCCAGACCACAUUUUGAUGGAGGAAAUUCUACCGCGACUUCCGGUAAAACAUCUAAUCACCUUCAAAUUAGUUUCUAAACAAUGGAAUCAUGCUAUCUCUAGUUAUACUUUUGCAAAAUCACACCUGAAAUUUGCUUAUUUACUUGAUCAGUUUUUUCUUAUUAAUCCUCGAUCAAACUUGUUUUGUGAUUGGGAUCACUUCUUCUACUUGUUACGCUACAAUGAAAGUAGUAGUGUAAAUGAAUUGGUUGGAAUAGAUGUAAGUGUUAGUUUUAUGUUUCCAACUUUAGUAGGUUGUUGUAAUGGCCUUGUAUGUUUCACUUAUCAAAAAGACAGAACUAGUUGUUUCUGUCUUUGGAAUCCUGCUACUCGCAAAUGCCGCGAUAUCAGUAAUCCUGGUGGUGUAAUGUUUGCGUUGGCAUACGGAUUUGGUUAUGUAUCGUCUAUUGAUGACUACAAGAUUUUUUCGUCGUUUGGGAGUAAAACGGAUCAGUUUCCUGCAUUUUUCGUGUUUUCGUGGAAGGAGGGGAGGUGGAGAUCGAUUAAUGGGUUAGAUGAGGAUGUUGGCAAUCAUUUGUUGUUGAACUCAGUGUGGAUUGAUGAUACUUUGUUUUGGCCUCCUAAUCCUAGCAGUGAAAGUAUUGUUGGAUUUAACUUUGUGAGUGAGAAAUUGGAAGUAUAUCCAAUGAUGAUUUGGUCCAGUUGUGUAUACUUGGGGAUGGAUUUGUAUCGGUUGGAUGGGUGCUUAGCAUUGUUCGGGCACAAGGAUGAUGAAGCUUCCGAUUUUUGGGUGUUGAAGAAACAUGAUGAUUGGAGUUCUUGGAAGAAAUCGUUCACUGUCAAUUUGAGGAAUGUUUCUCUUAUAAACUUUUCUGAAACAGGGAAGUGUUUGGUUCGGCAUUCUGAUCAGCUUAAGUUGGUUGAUGUAUGUAAGGAGGCUUUGGAACGUGUUCGAGGAGACUUCAAUUUUAGUCCAAUGGUGAAAACAGGGAACUACAUUGAGAGUCUCAUUUCACCAUAUGGAACAACAAUGUCUGAUGAGGAGGAAUUGGAUUAAGAGUACAGGUUGAUAGAGGCUAUUGCUAAUUUCCCAAAGCAUCUACUUGAGGUUGUAGCUAACUAGCUAUGUUGCACCGGAAAUCAAAAGCGAAAACAAGAAAACUGAGAAAUGCAAAUCCUAACAAUUGGAAACAUGGAAUGCUUUUGUUAUUUCAUUGGGAAAAAUAUGUAAGAAUCAAAGUACCAUAAUCAUGGUUGUGAUUGUGUGCAUUUUAUUUUUAAGAUUUUAUAGAUCCACAAAGUGGAAGAAGUUAAUAGACAAUCAUAGUAGAGAAAUACAAAGAUCAGAUACCCGAAAUUCCAUGAGUUUUUGGGUUUUAGAGUUUGGGAAAUGUAAGACAAAAUCUUCAUGAGCUUUCUUGUGCAUAAUAUCGGUUUUCAGUGAUUUGGAACAGAUUGAAGUGGAUGCUCUUAAUCUUAAAUUCUUUCACAUGGAAGCUGACUAAAGAUAGCGUUUAUGUAGAAGACUAGAACUUGGUACAGAAAGUAACAAGUGGUAUGACCGUUUGGUUAAGUUCCUUACCAAGCUAAGUCAUUGUGAUUUGUGAACAUUUGUAUGUCAUGUUGAUAUUACUAGUAUAUUGAAGUUAGAGAUGGAAAUAAGUGCUUUGCUAUUAAACUUAUGUUGGAAAACGCUGAAAGUCAUUUUACUCAUGAAUUUGUGGCCAUUAUCAAGGAUGUUUGUGCUCUCAUUAGAGGAAGCUGGGAAGUGGAUCUUCUUCAUGUUAACAGGGAAGCUAAUGCGGUUGCCCAUAGCGUAGCGAGCUUUGCUAAUGAGAUAAAAAAGCUUCACAUGGUUGAUGGUUGUCCCCUGACGGCCCGUUUGGUAGUCGUUAAUAAAUUGCGGUAAUGGAAUGAAUUUUAAAUGUAAUUUUAUUAGGGAAGCACCUUUAAAAUAUCCAUGGGGAUGCAUUUUUUCUCCAUGGGCAAGCAAUCUCACCCCUAAACUUGUGUUUUUGUCUCCAAAAGGAAGCAAUUUUCAUUACCACUCAUUACCACCUACAAGGUGGUAUUGGAUGGGAUGAAAAUUCAAGAAGGAAAGUGGACACUUUAGGAUAAAUUAGCAUUACCAUGCGAAUGGACAAUGAUAUUUUUCACAAAUUUAGACACAAAUUCAUUCACAUUACCACCAUUUAUUACCAACUACCAAACGGGCCGUGAGUGUGCUAAGGAAGCCUGUGAAAAGGAUAGAAAGAAUGGGAGUUUGGCUUAGGGCCAUGUUUUGUUAUUUGUGGACUAAUGUAGGUAUGUUAAUUGCUUUACGAUUAUUUGGCUUCAUUGGGCUUCGGUUUACACCAAGCUUUUGCUUUGUAAUUUGGCUGCUUUAUCAGCACUUUUAGUUUAAAGAACUAGUUCCUUUUUUUAAAAAAGAAGGUGUUAAACUGUUAAUAUAUAUAGAAGAGAUAAGUUAGUGACUU